ACCGAGCAACGGUCACACUAGCCCGUUUGGACUGUCAUUUAAAUAAAUUUCCCCAAAAAACGCAACGUAAUGGACGAGAGCUGGUGGCUAGCCCAGCUCAAGGCACUGGAAUCGAAGGCCCAGCGCCUGGAGACCCUGAACGGCCUGAAUACCGCAAUCAACAAGUCGGCGCCAUCCAAACAAAUCGCCCGCCGCGUGCUGGCCGCUCCCGAGUUGUACGAAUGUGCGGAAAUCGGAGGAUCAGACCCGGCAGCGCCCAAGGAUGGUAUGGUCUCUGCGACACUGGAGCUACUGGACCGUUGCCUGCACCUAAUGGCACCGGAGACGGGCGACGUGGAGCUGCCACGGCUGCUGAAUCGCGGUCUCACCCACACGAAUCCGGCCGUGCGCUCGCUGGUGCUGAACCUGCUGCACCGGGAGCUGCUCCGCCAGGUGCACUCGGGUCAGAUUCAACAGCUGCCCAACAAUGAGCUCCUAUUCCUGGUCCUCGACGAGCUGAAGCAAACGGAGACGGAGGCCAGUGCUGUGGCCAUUCAAAUCCUCUCGAUUGUGCUGAUCCAGCGAUUGAAUGAUCCUGGUGUCCAGGCCAAGUUGGUGCAGCUGCUGCAGCAAAACGAGAUUGUACGUUGCCGAGCCUACGAACUGGCCGUCAAUCUGUCCAAGUCGAGUGCCUCCUCGCUGAGCUACGUUGAGUUUAUAUUGGACGCAGCGCUCAGCGAGCUGGACAAUGAUGAUGUCCUGCUGCAGGCCAGCGUCAUGGAGAUUCUAGUGCCACUGGCCGAGCAGAAUCAUGGCCUGUCGUAUAUGGAACGUCGCCGGGUAUUCGAUGUGAUAAGCAAUCGGGUGCAGCGACUGGAGGAGAAUCCCCUGGACGCGCUACUCGUGCCGAGCAUUAUGAAAUUCUUUGGCAAAAUUGCUGCCGUGCAGCCGCAAAAGAUCAUCGUUGGUUAUUCCCAUAUGUUGGUCUGUCUGUUCGAGCAGCUGCAGUCGGAGGAUGAGACUAUAUUGCCCACGGCUUUGGACACUUUGCCCAAUUUGGCUGGAACGCCGCAGGGUAAAAUGCUGUUGCAUCUUAACUUCCAGCCGGCCAUGGAGCGAACGAUGAUCAAGUAUGGUGGGUAUACCAAGAAGCUAUCGGCUCCGAUUAAAGUGAGGCUGCUCAACUCGCUGGAUGUGAUUUAUGCCAUGGAAACGAUGCCACCCACCAAGGAGAUUGACAAUGUCCUCAGGGGCUGGUAUGAGGCUUUUGCCGGCGGUUUGCAGACCAACUACAUCAUGGAUUUGAUCAAUACACCCUUUCCUGACCUCCAGUUGGCCGCCUUGGCCUUGCUAAAGACCUUGUGUAAAUAUCGCUGGGGUGUGGAGGCUCUUAGGAAUACUGGCGGCGCUGUGGAAUUCCUACUUUCACGUCAAAAGGAUCUACACAAGGAUGUCAAGUUUUUGAAAUGGGAAAUUCUAGAGUUGUUGUCGGUUAGCCCGGAGUUUACACCCACCGAAACAGUGCGCUUUACGGCCUAUGUCAAUGAGGGACCAUAUCACAUCCAGGCGGAUCUCAAUAUAGCCACCGAGCCGCAGGGCAGUGCCUAGAGAAGGAGUAGCGGGAACUUACGGGAUGCCAAGCAUUCCAAACUAACAUCUGAAUAUGUAUUUAUAAUUUAGAAAUUACAAUAAAAUUUUAACUAUUUA
Drosophila kikkawai is the source of this 1686-nucleotide messenger RNA. Its product is annotated as 26S proteasome non-ATPase regulatory subunit 5. Gene Ontology annotation, cellular component: cytosol. Gene Ontology annotation, biological process: proteasome assembly. The record is from RefSeq and is a predicted model, not a curated record. Lineage: Eukaryota; Metazoa; Arthropoda; Insecta; Diptera; Drosophilidae.